AUGUCCAAACCCGUAGUUCGAAGGACAUACGGUAAAGCUCCUCCACGAGUCUCGUCUUCCUUGUCACUAUUCGAUGAUCAUCCUAGCUCGUCACCACCACUGGUCUCCAACUUCAGAUCAUCAUCUCCUCCCAGCUCAUCCCGACUAGACACUCCGACACCGUCUUCACCGCCUACUCCCGCUAAAAGACCAUUGGGUAUCAGGGAAUCAUCACCGUUGUUCUUCUCUGCGGAUGAGGAGGACGAAGAGAAUGAGAAUCCAUCUUUGACCCCCAACCUAGCUGAGAAGGUAUCAAAACAUGUAGAAGUCAACGGUAGAAGGACGAUCAAGUCAUUGCCAUCUAAGAAAGUUAUUCAAUCAUCUUUAAAAGGAUUUUUCGUACCUCGACUUCAAACCAAAAAGACCAAAGCAUUACAACCUGCCACCAUCGUCCCUAUUGCGUCUUCGUCCUCCUCGAAACAGUCAGCGGGCAGUCCAAGCUCUAUACUAGGUAUCAAACCCCCUCGAUCCAACUUAUCAAAGCCUAAAUCCCUUACGCAACUACACCUCACCCAUCUACCUUUAUUGCAUACAUGCCAAGGAUGCGGAAUGUCAUUCAUGCGUGGAGGAGAGGACGAGUCGGUGCAUGUUGCUCAUCAUACGAGGGUAUUGAGGGGGAUCGUAUGGGAUGGAUUAGGUAAAGGAAAGGGUAAGAGCAGAGAUGACAAGGGAUGGAAGGUGGUUAGAGAUGAUAUUUCGUUUGGAGAGAAGGAAAGGGGGAAAGGGAAAGUUGUAAUGGUAGAUGGAAGUUAUGGUGGUAGUAAGCUCGACGAGAUUCUGUCGACUGUUGAUAGGGUGUUAUCAUCUCCACCACUUCCUCAAGCAAUCUUGGAACGAUGUAAAGUCUUCCUAUUUGUCACCUCUUCACCACCGCCAGCAAGUAGUACGAAAAGACAGAAAUUGGAUAGUUCAAUAUCGAUAAAGGUGGUACAGAGAGAGAGGGUCGUAGGUGUGGUAGUAGCUCAGGGGAUCAAAUGGGCUAUGAGGGUGUUGAAGGAUGGUGAGCAACUGCAAUGCGAAGGAGCGGAGAAGGAAAGGAAAGUGGUGGUGGAAAGUGGUGGAUUUGGAAGUGUCACUUGCGAUCCCGCCCCCCUUCCUACACCCCUGGGUAUACAUAGACUCUACAUUUCCCCUUCCUACCGAUCCAACAAUCUAUCGUAUCACCUCCUCAACGCAUCUUGCUCGAAUACAGUGUACGGAUGUACAUUUGACCCAACUGUGGGAGACGUCGCUUUCUCACAGCCUACGCAAAGUGGGCGAGCGGUCAUGGAGAGAUGGGGUCAGGGGGGUAUAAGGGUUUUUGCGGAUGAUGAGAGUCAGUUGUAG
Molecule: messenger RNA, 1365 nt
Organism: Kwoniella mangroviensis CBS 8507
Lineage: Eukaryota; Fungi; Basidiomycota; Tremellomycetes; Tremellales; Cryptococcaceae
Exons: 4
Coding region: 1-1365 (454 amino acids)
Biological process (GO): mitotic sister chromatid cohesion
Cellular component (GO): nucleus; chromatin
Molecular function (GO): protein-lysine-acetyltransferase activity
Source: RefSeq, a predicted model, not a curated record